Didymodactylos carnosus is the source of this 1071-nucleotide messenger RNA. NCBI's taxonomy places the organism in Eukaryota, Metazoa, Rotifera, Eurotatoria, Philodinida, Philodinidae. The record is from the annotation of a GenBank genome assembly.
AUGAUACAUUUUUAUUCGAUUUUACUUGUCAUAUUUUUUAUGGUGCAUUCAAAAUUUGAAUGUAAACAAGUUUUAAAUGAUAAUAAUUAUAAUAUUGAUGGAACAAUUGAAAAUUCUAACUGGGAAUUUGUACGUGAUAUAUUUAAAAGUAACUUUCAUGAUGGAUUAGAUAUUGGUGCGUCAUUAGCAAUUUAUCAUAAUGGUAAAUUAGUUGUGGAUUUAUGGGGUGGAUGGUUUGAUAAAAAUAAAACUAUACCUUAUACAAAUGAUACAUUACAACUAGUUUAUUCAACAUCAAAAGGUAUUGUAGCUGUUGCUGUUGCGUUAUGCGUACAAAAGGGUCUAAUUGAUUAUAAUGAACUUGUUACAACAUAUUGGCCAGAGUAUGGACAAGAAGGCAAAGAAAACACAACCGUAGCUGAUUUAAUGUCGCAUCGUGCAGGUUUACCAGAUUUCGGUCAUUCAUUUACACUUGACGAUAUUUUAAAUUGGAAAACAAUGACUGAUGCUCUAGAAAAACAGAAACCAGUGUGGAAACCAGGUACAGCACAUGGUUAUCAUGCAGUAACUUUUGGAUGGCUAGCUGGUGAGCUAGUACGCCGAGUUGAUCCAGAAAAACGAACAUUAGGACAAUUUAUUCGAGAUGAAAUAACAAAACCAACUCACACUGAAUUUUAUAUUGGUUUACCGGCUGCUUUAGAAUAUCGUGUCUCUCCACUUGUAAGUAAAAACUACACUAAUUUUGAAUCAACCUCAAAUGUCACCAAUCCAUUAGGUGAAGAGGAUAUAUUCAAUGAUCAUCGAAUACAUCAAGGUGAGAUUCCAGCAGCUAAUGGCAUAACAAACGCAAGAUCAUUAGCACGCAUAUAUGCUUCUCUUCUCAGUGAUUUGGACGAUGGUCAGAAAUGGUUAUUAACUGAAACUAUAUUAAAACAAGCAACCAAAUCGAAUACACCUGAAAAUGAAGGCGAUCAAGUACUUUCUAAUCUUCCAACAUCAUUCGCAAUGGGUUUCAUGACUUUUGGAUCACUUGUAUUAGGACCAGGAUCAUUUGGACAUAACGGUAAGUGA